Chara braunii is the source of this 1745-nucleotide messenger RNA. NCBI's taxonomy places the organism in Eukaryota, Viridiplantae, Streptophyta, Charophyceae, Charales, Characeae. The record is from the annotation of a GenBank genome assembly.
ACUGCAUUGAGGAAAAGCUGCUGUAGAAGAAAGGGGGGUGUGGGAAGGAAAGACCGAAGAGAAGCGGCGGCAAGGAAGAAGACCAGUACAUAAUGCUUGACGCAGCCCUGAACUCGUUCGGGCCGCUGCCUGAAGGCUCCUUUGUUUUGAUAAGCGAUACGGUUGCAGCCAGUGGGGAGUUCCUCCUCCAUUAUUUUCUGCAGAAGCAACUAGCACCCACAUUGACGGCAAGCCCACGUAGAAACAGCGACUGGCCGAACGAUGGAACUGUGAAUUAUCGUAAUACCGACUCGGAUGGGACUAGAGAUGCACACCGGGUUUGUCUGAUCACUCUGAGCGAAUCCAUCUCUCACUAUAACAACGUUGCGAAGAAGCUCGGCUAUAGUCUAUCCAAGUUGUUGAAGAGCGGGCAGCUGUCAGUUAUAGACCUUUUGUCAGAGCCGUACAUAUGGCAUUCCCAACGUCAAAUGUCCUCUAAGACAGCAACUGUUUGUGGGCCCGUGCGGAUCAGGAAAGAUGAAAUGGUUUCCUCAGCUGUUACCUCGGAGGGGUUGCAGCCCACUGCAGUGGCCAAAUUUGCUGCGGCAGCAUCAAGUCAGUCCUGCCUGAGAGGUGGAUCUCCAUUCAAUCGGACUCCUGAAGUCGGCAUGCCUACAGGAGGGUCCACUUCGCGUGCGGAGUGCACGACACACAUUUCUGAACAGGACACAGGUGAGAGCGGUUUGAGAGGAAGGGCUGCAAAUGCAUUGCCUGGCGUGACACGAUUCACCUUCUCUGUGGGUUGCAAUGUCGGAGAUAGGACUCUAGAUUCAUCAGGGGAGGAAGAUGGAGAGGCGAGGCAGCACGAGCACCCAUUCCGAGUGCUGCUUGAGCAGCUAAGAGAGACAUUGGCUCGCUGGAGCAGGCGGCCAAAAGAAGGGGGGAAUGUCAGAUGCAAAGGGAGCAUUGAUUUGACAGGUCGGGAUCCUGAGAGCGUAGAGUGUACCUGUAUAGUUAUUGAUGAUGUCAGCCUGCUGCAUGUGGCUGCUGGUGGUAAUGCUGCGCACGUUCUUGACUUUCUGCAGUACUGCCGAUCACUCUGCGUUGGUGGGCGACGAUGCAGCCUUGUUGUAUUAAUGCAUGCUGAUGUCGAUGGAGAUGUUUCCGCCGGCUCGUACGUGGAGGCAAGCGAAAAAACCGCCUCUGCAUCCCUUCUACAGCACCAACUGCAGCAUUGGGCAGAUGCUGUGAUUACUGUGAGCCCGCUGAGCACAGGACAUGCUGCGGAUGUCCAUGGACAGAUCACAGUGACACACAGAGUUCGAUCCUGCCUUUGGAGAAAGGGACACUGUUCUUCUGCAGCCACUGUGGGACUGGGGAUGGAGCCAGGGCUGCGGCUGUCAUCCGGCAAUUCAGACAGGGUUGGGUGUUUUCAGUUCCGUGUCCUGGAGAAUGGUGUCCGCUUUUUCCUGGCGGGAAGUGCUUAGUCGCAUUGGUUGGAGAAUACACCACUCUUCUCUGUUGGAUUGUGUACACUCUUUCCUGGCGGGAAGUGCCUACCGUAGCGGGAUUGGUUGGACAAUACACUACUCUUCUCCGUUGGAUUGUGUCCACUUUUUCGUGGCGGGAAGUGCGUAGUGGCAUUGGUUGGAGAAAACUCUUCUCUGUCAGAUUUGUUUUUUGUUGUCUAUGAUUUCCAGAGCUUCUCAUUCAUUCGGUUUUCAAUUUCCUUCCAGUUCUCUACGUCUCCAAAGUGUAAUUUGAAC